AUGAUGCUUGAGUCGCUGACGUCGCUCGAGGCAGCCCUACGUGCAGUGGUUGAGCAAUCCAACCAGCCAAACAACGCUGCAGUCCUCGCCUCACUUCGGAAAGUUGAUCAAGGAUGCGAUACGGGUUUGACUACGAUAGCAAACAAUAUUAUUGACCUGGCAAACAAAGUCAUUCAGACCCUUGAGCCAGCCCAUUUAGCUCUCGCUGACCAUUUGUUCGCGUACCAAAACACUCAAUGCCUGGCUGCAGCUGUAAAGCUGCGAAUUCCCGAUCACCUCGCUGAUGGGCCCCUGACAUUGGAACAACUGGCUACUUCUAGCCAGGCUCGGCCGGACCGGCUUCGUCAGAUACUCCGUCUCCUAUACAACAACGGUAUUUUUGACUAUGAUCCGGCGACCGACUCUGUGCGGAAUAAUGAGGCGUCGGAAAUGUUGCAACAAUCACAUUGGACACAAUGGCACCGCUGGGCUAGCGUUUGUGGUCGCGAGUUCUACGAAAUGGCACAGGGGCUUCCCCAGGCGCUGGAAAAAGGGGCUACCCGCUCUCCUGCACAGGUUCACUAUAAUACGGAUGAAAGCAUGUUCAGUUUUCUCGAGGGUAAUGGGACUAUGGUUCGCCUCCGGGAGUGCAUGGGAGCGACAGCCAUGGCGCAGACUCCCGGAAUGGUCUCCGCUUAUCCAUGGGGCGAGUUAUCGGGGGCUACCCUAAUCGAUCUCGGUGGAGGUGACGGUUCCCUUAUAGCCGCGCUACUCCGGGCAUUUCCAAAUAUCCACGGAGGUGUCUUUGAUACCCCUAGGGUAUUACCUUUUCUCCAGGAGGCAUUCCACUCACCAUCCGGAAAGUAUGCAGACGUUGGCUCUCGCAUAUCUCCCAAAAAUAUCAUUGCAGGUGACUUUUUAACUGAAGUGGUACCCGCCGAAGCGUACGUUAUGCGCUGGUGUUUGCAUGACUGGAAUGAUGAACAGGCCCGGAAGAUUCUGGAGAACGUUCGUAAAAGCAUUAUCAAGGGACCGACAAGCCGGCUGGUAGUGCUGGAAUCAGUGCUUGCGGAUGGCAGAUGCAGCCGAAUGUCCCGAAUAGGAGACAUCAACGUGAUGGUAACAGCUGAGCAUGGCCAAGAACGUACCGAAAGUGACUGGAGAAGAUUAGCUACUUCAUCUGGCUGGGAGGUUGCAAGCAUUACUCCUUUGCCGGGCGCCUGGCCAUCGGCUAUUGACCUGAGGCCAUCGGUGGAAGAUGAUGCUCCUGCCGUGUGA
Nannizzia gypsea CBS 118893 is the source of this 1257-nucleotide messenger RNA. RefSeq names its product O-methyltransferase. Gene Ontology annotation, molecular function: O-methyltransferase activity. The record is from RefSeq and is a predicted model, not a curated record. Lineage: Eukaryota; Fungi; Ascomycota; Eurotiomycetes; Onygenales; Arthrodermataceae. The transcript is spliced from 3 exons. Bases 1 to 1257 code for a protein of 418 amino acids.